CAGCAUGGCUGAAACGGUUGGUGACGGUGUGGCGGCUCCUCUGCCUGGAAGAUGCGCCUUUUACGUUGUAAAGAAGAAACGCUACUGCAAAAUGGUCGUUGGAAGUGGAAAAGCGUUUUGUGGUGAACACGCGAAUGCAGAUAAAGACAGUGAGAGGAGAAGGAUCCCCUGCCCUCUGGACCCUAAACACACUGUGUUUGAAGACAGUUUGGCAAAACACCUGAAAAAGUGCAACUCAAAGGAGAAGCCCAAGCCUGUUUAUUAUGUAAAAGACAUCAAUGCUGGGUCUGUAAAUGAAGAGGAGGAUGCCGUAGAUGAGGUGUCCAUCGCUGAGCGGACCAAAGAGGAGUUGGAUGACCUGAUUGGGAAAAUGAAGACUGCCCUGCAAGGAUUGAGCAUCAAACCUGUCAGUGACAUCCUCUCUCAUCCAGCUCUAAAUGAAGCUCUCAAUGAUCCAAAGAAUGGCAACUUUGCUUUCAAACACCUCAAGCAACAGGCCUCGAUCCUGGGGAAUAUGGAGGCUUUGGAGCUGCUCGGUCCUCGCAGGUGCUACGUUGAGUUUGGUGCUGGCAAAGGGAAGCUUUCACAUUGGAUUCAUGUUGCACUUCAGAAAGCUGAGGACGUCCACUUUCUGCUAGUGGAGAGGUCCAGCACUCGGUUUAAGGUAGACGGCAAACACAAAAACACAGACUCAACAUUUGACAGACUACAAGUUGAUAUUCAGCACCUUGAUUUAAGAAAAGUUCCCAUUUUGAGAGAAAAGGGGCUUCCGGUGAUUGCAGUGGGUAAACACCUGUGUGGUGCAGCAACUGACCUGGCUCUGAGAUGUUUAUUUGAGCAUGGACUUAGAGAAGAAGACAGUCAGCCGCCCACCAAGCGUAUAAAGCUGAGUGAGCGAGCUGAGGAGGAAACGGCGCCCCCUAUCCCAGCAGACGACAAAGAAACUAGAGGAGAACUUGUAGUAUCAGGAGUUGCCAUUGCCCUGUGCUGUCACCAUCGCUGUGACUGGAGGCAUUACGUGGGGAAGGAGUUCUUCAGAGAACGAGGCCUUGGACCUAGAGAGUUCGCUGCCUUCCAGCGCAUGUCCAGCUGGGCUACUUGUGGCAUGAGUGGAGUUAGCCACGCCCACAAGAAAUCCCUACAAGAGAAUGUCAGUGCGACAGAAGAAGAAGAAGAGGCUGAACAUGAAGGGAGUUAUGAGACAAUACCAGAUAACCUCAACAGCGCUGUAUCAGCAGAGGAGCGAGAGCACAUAGGACGCCUGUGCAAGAUGCUGAUCGACCACGGAAGGCUGCAGUACCUCCAGCAAAGAGGCUUCAAGUCCAACCUUAGAUAUUACACCAGCAGAGACGUGUCCUUAGAGAAUGUGCUGCUGACUGCUGUUCCUGUCUAAAAUCCUGCACCCUAAUGCUGGAAACAGGCAUUACAUAUACAUACAAACAUUACACACAUACAGCAAGGAGCAUAUUGUUGCUGUCAUCGCAAAACCUCAGAACUCCAUUUUUUGGUCUUUUUUUCUUCUUACUCCAUUUGAAAAUGGCAGCUGCUUUUUACGUAGACUUCUGAAGUCGUGUCAGCAAAAUGCCCAUAUAAGGAAUUCAGAGUCUAAGCUGGUGUUCUGUAUGGGGGGAUAAAUGAACAGCAUUUUCGAACAAAAAUGUUCCAAAGCUGAUAUGUUUUGUCCUGCAUAUAUUUUAUUUCAAAUAUCACUAAAUCCUCUGAGAUCCUUAAUGCUGCGGUCUGUAAGUUUGUUUUGUUAAAAUUGAAAGAAAUAGCAUCACAGAGUCAAGACAACACGCAACGCGAAACUUACAUAGUGCAGCUUUAAGUAGUCGAAAAUGAAUAUUGUUACAUAAAAGUUAACGCUACCGCUCAUUCAAAUGACAUCAAACUGACAACCUCACCAAAACCCCAUGCAAAGCUUUGUCCAAGUGUGUGGUAGUUAAGUUGCUUUGGCAUUUGUAGCCUAGAGUUUGUGUAGCUGGAAUUGAUUUGAAAUGGAGUUAAAUUACAGAAUUAGACUAACGUUCAUGUAAUGUAAUUUCAAUGCUCAAGCGUGUUAGCUUGCUUGUAGCAUUAUGUAUAUUUCGACUGCUAAAUGGCCUCUCAAUUCAGAGGAUCCAGUGACAUACAGAGGGAAAAGUGUACGCAGGACAAAAUGGAUCAGCUUUGGAACAUUUUUGUUUACCCCAUGGCACAAGAGCAGCGAUUUUUUAAAAUGGCAUUCAUUUUUCCCAUAGAGAAGAACAGCUUAGACCUCAAGUUCCUUCUUUGGACGUAAGAACGCACAACUUUAGAGGUUUACUGCGUGAAAAUUUUAUGACGAAUGGACUAAUAGAAAUAGUCCAAAAUGACUUGGAAUAAUAUCUUGUUACAUUGGCGUACAUUAAAAUAAGAAGUUACAUUAGAAUAUGAGUUUUUCCAUGUAUAAAGUUUCCUUUUCUGAGAAAUGAGGGUUUUGUUAUGACAGUGACUAAACAUUCUUUCUUUUGCCAUGAACAUUUGGACAGACUGGCAGCAGCUGGCACAGUAAGCAGUUGACACAACAGCACAAAUAGCAGUAUGGUGCCCCCUAGUGCACUGACUAGAAUGCAGAAGAGGCUUUACAGGACGUGCAGGACAGAUGGGACAGGACAGGCCACCGUGGACGAAAGAGCAGAGCAGACGGUGGCAUGCAGGACGUCACUAUGAUGACGCAGUGAUCUCUAAACCACCGUCCACCGUCACAUUUAGCACAGAGGUGUAAGUCUGGGAAUCUGGAACACAUAGAUUGAAAUCAGGUUAUUCACAGACGUUGUAAUUUUAGCUUUAUUUUAUUUUAUUUUUUCAUUUUUAUAUGAAAACUGUUCUAGUAUUUGUGCGCACGGUGCACAUUGAGUAUAGCGUAACCUCUUUUGCGGGCCUCGUGGAUGUAGUGGUGCAUGAACUCUCGGCCAAACAUUUCCCUGUCGUUCUCCUCUUCGUCCACAUCCUCUUUCACAUCUGGCAGAGUCACGUCGUAGGUCAGCGGAUUGUCUCUGAAAUUUACAAACCUGCCAGAAAAAUCAUCGUAAAACCUUAAUUUAUACAUGAUUCUUUUUAUUCAUCAGUAAAAUUGGAAUUUUCUCUU
Colossoma macropomum (tambaqui) is the source of this 3109-nucleotide messenger RNA. It is a transcript of the gene trmt13, whose product is annotated as tRNA methyltransferase 13 homolog. Bases 5 to 1393 code for a protein of 462 amino acids. The record is from RefSeq and is a predicted model, not a curated record. Lineage: Eukaryota; Metazoa; Chordata; Actinopteri; Characiformes; Serrasalmidae. Gene Ontology annotation, biological process: tRNA methylation. The transcript has 11 exons.